Telopea speciosissima is the source of this 909-nucleotide messenger RNA. Its product is annotated as cyanidin 3-O-galactoside 2''-O-xylosyltransferase FGGT1-like. Gene Ontology annotation, molecular function: UDP-glycosyltransferase activity. The coding region runs from base 16 to 909 and encodes 297 amino acids. The transcript is spliced from 3 exons. The record is from RefSeq and is a predicted model, not a curated record. NCBI's taxonomy places the organism in Eukaryota, Viridiplantae, Streptophyta, Magnoliopsida, Proteales, Proteaceae.
UCAUCGGAGGAUCUCAUGAAUCCACCACAAGACUUCCCACCUUCUUCAACAAUAAAACUUCAUCUCCAUGAAGCUCGUGAAUUGAAAUUCAUCAUGUACCGAGAGUACGGCUGUGGAGUUUCCUUCUCAGAACGUCUUACAUUAGGGUUAAGGGGAAGUGAUGCCAUCAGCUUUAGAACAUCUAGAGAGACAGAAGGUAUCUACUGUGACUACAUAGAGAAAAAGUAUGGCAAACCGGUUAUGUUAUCCGGUCCAAUUUUACCCGAACCACCUUCGAUUGGGUUGGAUGAGAAAUGGUCCAAGUGGUUGGACCGGUUCAAGCCAAGAUCUGUGAUUUUCUGCUCUUUUGGGAGUGAGUGUAUCAUGAAGAAGGAUCAGUAUCAAGAGCUGUUGUUGGGUUUUGAACUCACAGGGAUGCCGUUUUUGGUGGCAUUGAAACCGCCGGUUGAGGCGGAGACGACGCAGGAUGGGUUGCUGGAGGGGUUUGAGGAGAGGGUGAUUGGGAGAGGAGUGGUAGAGGGUGGAUGGGUGCAGCAACAGUUGCUAUUGGGUCACCCUUCUGUUGGGUGUUUUGUGACUCAUUGUGGGUUGGGUUCCAUGAAUGAAUCGCUGGUGAAUGAUGUACAGUUGGUGUUGGUGCCUCACUCGGGAGAUCAGUUUGUGAAUGCGAGGCUUAUGAGUGGGGACUUGAAGAUUGGAGUGGAGGUGGUGAGGAGAGAGGAGGGUGGGUGGUACACUAAGGAGAAUGUGUGUGAGGUUGUGAAGUUAGUGAUGGAUGAAAAUAGCAAAGUUGCGAAGGAGGUUCGAGAGAAUAAGUUGAAGAUAAAGGAGGUGUUUAAGGGGGAACGGUUUGAAUCGGAUUACAUAGACAGGUUUGUGGAGAAGUUGCAGGAUUUGAUCCAGUCGUGA